UCAAUCUCAAACAACCAAUAUUCUAGUACCUUAAAGUCAAGGCCCUCGUGCUCUCUCUCCUUGUUGAUUUUUUUUUUUUCAUUUGGUUAUUAAUAUGAAAAGUUUAGCGAAUGGUGUUAGAGCUAAGACGGCGAGGACCUGUGACAACUGCUUUAAGAAGCGGGCGCAUUGGUUCUGCGCCGCGGACGAGGCUUUUCUUUGCCAGUCAUGCGACACUUCGGUCCACUCAGCGAAUCUUCUCGCUCGCCGGCACGAGAGAGUUCGUUUGAAAGAUACCUCUCCUCAGCAAGGAGCUCCAACGUGGCAUCACGGGUUCACUCGUAAACCUAGGACUCCACGUGGAUCUGGCAAGAGGAACAAUUCGUCGACUUUUCAUGAUAUGGUGCCGGAGAUUACUGCGGAGGGUCAGACGGACAGCUCUGAGGUUGAAGGGCCGCUGAUCUGUCAAGUGCCGGUUCUUGAUCCAAUGGUGGUUGAGCCGAAGAUCAAGUUUCCUACGAUGAGAAGUGCUGUAAUGAUCGAUGGUCAUGAGGACGAAGACAAGGAUGAGAGUUGUCUAAAUGGGAUUUUCCCAACCAACAUGGAGGUUGAGGACUUCGCUGCUGACGUUGAGACACUACUCGGUCACGGGUUAGACAAAGAGUCUUAUACAAUGGAGGAACUAGGAUUAUCUAAUACAGAAAUGUUAAAAAAAGACGAGAUAGAGGACAAAGAAACAAAAGCCAUGAACAUGGACAUAGAAAUAUGCGAUGAUGAUCAGGGCAACCGGGAUGGAACGAUGCCGUUUGAUCUGAACUAUCCACAAAACGCAUACGAAGAAGAUGCAAUAAAGAAUGUUGAAAGUAGUGGUGAAUGUGUUCAGGGGAAGGAGGCGGAGAAAAAGAAUGUUCUAAUGUUGAGUUUAGACUACGACCAGGUGAUAUCAACUUGGGGAGGCCAAGGUCCACCGUGGACAUCAGGAGGGCCACCAGAAUUAGACAUAAACAUCAGCGGUUCACCGGUUGUUUCCAAGAGGGACAAUGGAAGAAAAAGUCGUAAGAAGCGUCGCGUUGGUGGAUGUUUACCCUCAAGUGUGGUUGGGGAUGGAGGAAGAGAAGCUAGGGUUUCGAGGUACAGAGAAAAGAAGAAGACGAGAUCGUUUACGAAGACGAUAAGGUACGAGGUACGUAAAUUGAAUGCAGAGAAUAAACCUCGCAUGAAAGGAAGAUUCGUUAAGAGAGCUUCGUUUGCUGCUUCUGCUGGAAAUUCACCAUUAGGUGUGAAUAACUGAUUAUUCUUGUAAUAUCUCAAUUUACCUUUUUUCGGAAAAAAAUAAAAAUUUUAGUGAAUUUUAUUCUUCUGCAACAGAACCCUUUUUGCACUUAGUUGUGCUUUAUUACAAGAAAACCAGUAAUGUGAGUUUCUUGUAUAGCUGAUUUAUAU
This is a messenger RNA of Brassica oleracea var. oleracea, 1422 nucleotides long. Its product is annotated as zinc finger protein CONSTANS-LIKE 16-like. Bases 95 to 1270 code for a protein of 391 amino acids. The transcript has 2 exons. Gene Ontology annotation, molecular function: protein binding; zinc ion binding. The record is from RefSeq and is a predicted model, not a curated record. Gene Ontology annotation, cellular component: nucleus. Lineage: Eukaryota; Viridiplantae; Streptophyta; Magnoliopsida; Brassicales; Brassicaceae. Gene Ontology annotation, biological process: regulation of DNA-templated transcription.